GUUGAUUUUCAUUCCGUAUAGGACUGUCCCGUUCACUUAUCUGUCUUCUCUACAUCAGAGGAAUCUCAUCUCACUGCAUCAUGGGGAUGUUUCUAAUAGCACUUACUUUGCUGACUGUUUCAUGUGUGGUUGAGGCCAAACAGAAAGAUUUUUACACGUUUAAGGUGGUGAACAGCAGAGGGAGGUUAGUUUCUCUGGAUAAAUACAGAGGAUCGGUUUCACUGGUAGUGAAUGUGGCCAGUGAGUGUGGUUACACCGACGAGCACUACAAAGACCUCCAGCUUCUGCAAAAAGACUUCGGGCCGUUUCAUUUCAAUGUGCUGGCAUUUCCCUGUAACCAGUUCGGCCAGCAGGAGCCAGGCAGCGAUAAAGAGAUCGACAGCUUCGUGCGGCGGGUCUACGGGGUUUCUUUUCCCAUCUUCAGCAAGAUCGCUGUGGCCGGAAUAGGGGCGAAUAACGCUUACAAAUACCUUGUGGAGGCGUCUAGGAAAGAGCCGACCUGGAAUUUCUGGAAGUACCUCAUCGAUACUGAUGGCAAAGUUGUUGAUGCGUGGGGUCCUGAUGUCUCUGUCAAAGAAAUCCGCCCACAGAUAGCGGAUAUGGUUCGGAAGCUGAUCAUCAAGAGGAAAGAAGAGCUUUAAGUCCUUUAAAUCUUCUUUAGCUCUGAAAACUGUCAACACUCAGACCUCAGAAACAGAUUCUUUGAAGAAACAAAUGCUAAUUUAGGCCUAUUUAAAGUACGAAGUGUGAGAUUACACCAGCGCAACCCACUUUAAACGAACAUAUAUCCUCUCAUCCAGUUGUGAAUCUUUCAGUUGUGAAACUUUGUUGCAUCUGUUUGGAAAGAGAAGCACUGAGAAUUAAAGUGAUAAAAGACAGGUCUUAUUAAUAAACCACUUCAUGCUUACACUAAAUGACAUCCUUCACGUUAUGUCUAAUAGAACAACACCAAAAAAUAGAGCAAUAUGAUGAACUGAUUCUGGAGUAGAAAUAUUUAUUUUUAUUUGAUAUUUUUCUUAUGUGAUCUUCCUGAAAGAUAAAAAAAAAA
This is a messenger RNA of Rhinichthys klamathensis goyatoka, 1048 nucleotides long. It is a transcript of the gene gpx7, whose product is annotated as glutathione peroxidase 7. The transcript has 3 exons. The record is from RefSeq and is a predicted model, not a curated record. The coding region runs from base 81 to 641 and encodes 186 amino acids. Gene Ontology annotation, biological process: response to oxidative stress. Lineage: Eukaryota; Metazoa; Chordata; Actinopteri; Cypriniformes; Leuciscidae. Gene Ontology annotation, molecular function: glutathione peroxidase activity.